CAAGCAGAAACAAAAAACCAAAGAAGAAGAGGAACAUCUGAUAUUAUCUUUCUAAUGACAGCAUACUCUCUCAGCAAUCUACACGAGGUGAAAUAGUAGAGUGAACAUCAUGUAUUUUGUUUACUCGUGCCAGAGGUUCAAUCUUGUUAACUCCACUUGGUGAAAUAGUGGAGUGAACUUUGCCAGAGGUUCAACAUUGUGUACUUUGUGAUGUCUUGGAGACUUGGAGUGAACAUCAUCUACUUUUCUUUGUUUACUUUUGAGAUUUUGUUGUGGGAGUUUCGGUGCCUAUUUUCCAAACCACAUGGGGUUUAGAGCUAUUAGGCCCCGAAAAUUAGGUACAGCCAAUAUAAAUAUAAUAUAUGGAGUAGUAUAGUUAAUUAAAAACAGUCAGAUUUACGGGUUUUCUCUUCCUCUCUCCUUUCUUUCACCCAAAAACAUGCUUAAAAAUCUAGGCUAAUCUCCAAGCUCCUUCAAUAGCAAUGGAAGCUCUGCACUGCUCCUUCGUCUACUCCAUUCCAUUAAAACCCCCAUCACGGAGCUCCUUCAAGAACCCAAAAUUCAAACGACCCAAACUUUCAUGCUCCCUCAGGCCCGACCCGUGGACCCUUAGCGACGGCAACGACAAGAACCUCAACAAGCCGAAACCCAGGCACAAGAAUCCCAAAAACCCACUGUCGGACGACAACGCGCGCCGCAUAAUCAAAGGCAAGGCCCGAUACUUAAGCGCCUUGAGGCGCAACCUGGGAUCACAAGUUCAGACCCCUAAGUGGAUCAAGAGGACGCCGGAGCAGAUGCUGCAGUACUUAGAGGACGACAGGAAUGGUCGCUUGUACGGAAAACACGUAAUAGCGGCAAUCAAUGUUGUUCGGAGCCUUUCCUCAAAGCCUCAAGGGUCGUAUGACAUGAGGAAAGUGAUGGGUUCUUUUGUUGCAAAGUUUACUUUCAGAGAGAUGUGCAUUGUGCUGAAAGAGCAAAAGGGUUGGAGACAAGUCAGAGACUUCUUCUCGUGGAUGAAAAUGCAGGCGACAUGUCAAAAGCAGAGAAUCUUCUUGAGUUGUUAAUGAAGCUAGGUUGCAAGCCUGAGGAAUCUGCUACUGCACAUAUGAUAUAUUUGUGUGGAAAGCAACAUAAGUUGAGACAGGCUGAAAAAAUCUUUGCAGCAGUAGCAGACUCCACACGGAAUUUAACACUUCUAUAUGAUUCAAUGAUUGAUGCGUAUACCAGAUGUAACGAACAACAUGAAGCAUAUUUGUUUUAUAAGGAAGAGUUUAAGAAAGGGCAUGCUAUGAGUCCUGUUGCCACUAGCAUGCUCGUGAAUGCGUUGACUAAUUACGCCAAAUAUAAGGAAGCAGAGGAUGUCAUACAUAGUACUUUUGAUGCCAAUUUUGAGCUUGACACUGUGGCGUAUAAUACAUUUAUCAAGGCAAUGCUAUUGGCAGGCAAGUUACACUCUGCAGUCAGCAUUUAUGAUCGCAUGGUUUCAUUGAAGAUUAAUCCUUCAAUUCAGACAUAUAGCACUAUGAUCAGUGUGUAUGGACGAGGUAGAAACCUGGAUAAAGCGGUGGAGAUGUUUAACAUCGCUCGGAGCAGGGGAGUACCUCUCGAUGAAAAGGCCUAUACCAAUAUGAUAAGCUACUAUGGAAAGGCUCGGAAAGUUCAUGAAGCAUCUACUCUGUUUAGCAAAAUGCAGGAAGAAGGGAUAAAACCUGGUCAUUUGUGCUACAGCAUUAUGAUAAAUGCAUAUGCUUUUGCUGGAUCUUAUCAUGAAGCAGAAGAAGUUUACCAUAGCAUGCGGAGAGAUGGUUUUCAACCCAACUCAACUACUUACCUUGCACUUACCCGAGCAUACUCGGUGGGAUCAGCAUUCAACAAGGCAGAAAAGGCUAUUGCUUCAAUGCAAAAAGAAGGAAUUGCCCUUUCUUGCGCUCAUUUCAAUGUCUUGCUAACUGUGCUUGCCAAAGAGGGGCUUGUCGAGGAAUGCGAAAGGAUUUUUGGUGAGCUUGGAAAAGCUGGGUUACAACCCAAUGUUCAGUGCAACCGCAGUAUGCUCAGAGGUUACAUGGAAAGUGGCCGUGUAGAGGAAGGCAUAUCCUUUUUUGAGAGAAUAAGAGGGUCCGUUGAGACAGAUAAGUUCAUUAUGAGUGUGGCUCUCCAUUUGUACAGGUCAGUAGGCAUGGAACUCAAGGCACGAGAAGUUUUGAGGUCUAUGACCUGUUUGGGGAUUCAAGUGCUGAAAAAUCUUGAAGUUGGAGCCAAAUCAAGACAUCUUCUAGCCCCUACAAAACGCAUGCGUUGCUUUUCGAGGGCAAGUUCCCUCGGAGGAUGAUUUUUGAUGUCGGUGGUCAUGAUUUUGAAAUCCUCUUGCACCAGGCGUUGCUUUUCGAGGGCAAGUUGCGCCUCUUUUUCUUUGCGUCUUUGCUCAAGCUUCUCCGCUCUGGCCUUUUCUUUAACCCGAGGUUCUGGAAUUGUUGCCACUGCAUUUGUUGCCAUUCUUGAAAUUGUUGCAUUUGGAAAGAUGUCUCGGCCCUUCGGAGUAAGCUGCAAAUGAAGGAAAUGGACAGUUGGAGGAAGACAUCGGUGGUUGGAAUGGAUCCAUUACACUCAAAUAUAUAAAAAUUCUUUAACAAAAAUAGCACCAUAAC
Molecule: messenger RNA, 2645 nt
Organism: Cuscuta campestris
Lineage: Eukaryota; Viridiplantae; Streptophyta; Magnoliopsida; Solanales; Convolvulaceae
Source: the annotation of a GenBank genome assembly